AUGCAGUGGCUUUCAAUUUAUGUUUUCCUUUUGGAUUUUAGUCAUCAUUUCUUUCAUCAAGUCACCUGCUCUGCAUCUGAAUUUAAAUUGCAGGGAGAUUAUUUGUUGGGUGGAUUAUUUUCAUUAAAUACUGUUUCUUCAGCAGUACCACAGACGUACCCAGUGGCCCUUGAUUGUGAAAAAUAUCACUUCGAUGGGUCGUCUUAUCGGAUGUUCGAGAUGAUGAGGUUUACAGUGGAAGAGAUUAAUAAUUCUUCCACCCUCCUACCCAAUGUCUCACUCGGCUAUGAAAUCUUUGACUAUUGUUCAAAUCUGCAGAAUUUUCCCUCUGUGUUCAGUUUUAUCUCUGAGAAUGGAUCAAUUCCAGUUCAGAGAUAUUUCAACAAAUAUAAGCCUAAAAUAGUUGCAGUGACAGGACCAUAUGGAAGCACUAGUACAAUGACAGUGGCACCUUUAUUCACUUUGGACCUUAUACCAAUGGUGAAUUAUGGAUCAACAAGUUAUAAACUGAGUAAUAAAAAAAUGUACCCUUCUUUUUUAAGAACAGUGCCAAACAAUAAAAACCUGAUAGAUGUGAUUAUUCACAUUAUUAAAUGGUUUGGAUGGAACUGGGUUGCCUUUAUUGGCGGUCAGGAUGACUACAGUCAAGAUGGCCUGUUUUUUUUUUCCCAAUAUGCCAAAAGAAAUAAUAUCUGUUUGGCCCAGCAGGAUUUACUUGCCCCAAACUCUAACUACACUUCCACGCUGAAUGCAAUAGAAAAACGCAACAUUAACGUCAUAGUGGUUUUUUCUUCCCAAGAAGUAGCAAAAAACUUAAUCAGAGAAGCUAUAAAGCAGAAUAUCAGGAACAAAGUUUGGAUUGCUGGUGAGGUAUGGUCUAUGAAUAAGCAGCUUCCGAAUGAACCAGGAAUACAAAACAUUGGGUACAUUUUUGGUAUUACAGAAACCCAAGUGUCUUUUCCUGGAUUUGAGCAGUUCAUCUACCAUGGACAGAGUAACAGCAAUGUUAUAUACUCGGAAAAUGAUCAAACUCUUCAGCCAGUUAAAAAAAUGUGUAACCAAGACUGUUAUAACUGCUUACUUUUGAGCCCAGAGGAAAUUUUAAAUGAAAAUCCUACCUUUUCUUUUCCUAUUUAUGCUGCCAUCUACACCAUAGCAAAUGCAUUACACAAAGUACUACAAUGCGAUGCAAAUGGUUGCAACAAAAACAUUACCGUUUACCCCUUUAAGCUUUUGAAGGAAAUUAAGAAGCUGGAUUUUUAUCUCAAUGGCCAUAAAAUAAAAUAUGAUCAAAAUGGAGAUCCAUAUGUUUUCUACGACGUGGUCUUCUGGCGCCUUGAACCCAGUCCUCCAGUCUUUGAGAGAAUUGGCACAUACAGCUCAUAUCCAGAAAUUACUUUCACCAUCAAUAGCUCCCUUAUAGGCUGGGACAGUGACACCUCUGUUCCUUUCGCAAACUGCUCAGUCGAAUGUAAGGCGGGAUUCAGAAGGGAAACGGACCGAAAUUAUGCCUGUUGUUUUCAAUGUGAGAUGUGUAAAGAAAACACCUAUGUAAAUUAUACACGAGACCCGUACACUUGCGUCUUGUGUAAUGUAGACGAGUGGUCUGAAGAGGGAAGCACAUUUUGCCAGAAGCGCUCCAUUCUGUAUCUUCAGCACACAAACCCUCUUUCCAUAUUAUUAAUGGUAUUUGCUGCCAUUCUGUUGGUUUUGUGUGUUGCCGUUAUCAUGCUGUUCAUAUACAAUUAUAACACACCUGUCGUGAAAUCCGCCGGAGGCCAUAUGUGUUUCGUCAUGCUAGCUUCUUUGGCUUUGUCUAGUAUAAAUGUGUUCUUUUUCUUGGGAAAGCCAACAGUGAUCCACUGUAUUUUCAGAACUGUGAUGUUUUACUUUUUCUACACCAUCUGUCUUUCCUGCAUGACAGUACGCUCCUUUCAGGUAUUUUGCAUCUUUAAAAUGGCCUCCAAGUUUCCCAAGAUUAACAGAUUGUGGGUGCAACAUAACGGCCAGUGGAUUGUCAUCGCCAUCCUUUCUUUUUUUCAGAUGUUCAUUUGUGUUCUAAGGAUUAGUCUAAAAAUGCCCUCUCCUAUUAAAACAUACACAACAGGUGCAAUUCUCCUUGGCUGUUCACCCGGAAAAGAGCAGACAUACUUUUUAGGUGUAUCAUACACUUGGUUCCUCAGUGUCCUCUGUUUCUUCUUUUCCUAUAUGAGCACUGACCUGCCCAAAAACUACAACGAGGCUAGAGCGAUAGCGUUCAGCAUGCUUCUGUUCUUCAUCAGCUGGUCUUUUUAUUUUACAGUGAUUAAAUUUCCACCAGCAUUGUACAUCCAGUUUUUUAAUGCCGUGGCACAGUUGUGCAGUUUAUAUGGUAUCCUGAUGAGCUACUUUAUCCCAAAGUCCUAUGUCAUCAUUUUUCAGCCACAAAAGAACACUGCAGCAUACUUUCAGACAUCCAUUCAGACAUAUACUCAAACCAUGAGUAGGAUGUAG
Molecule: messenger RNA, 2493 nt
Organism: Tachysurus vachellii
Lineage: Eukaryota; Metazoa; Chordata; Actinopteri; Siluriformes; Bagridae
Product: taste receptor type 1 member 1
Exons: 6
Coding region: 1-2493 (830 amino acids)
Biological process (GO): G protein-coupled receptor signaling pathway
Cellular component (GO): membrane
Molecular function (GO): G protein-coupled receptor activity
Source: RefSeq, a predicted model, not a curated record